This is a messenger RNA of Corticium candelabrum, 705 nucleotides long. RefSeq lists its product as uncharacterized. The coding region runs from base 239 to 634 and encodes 131 amino acids. The record is from RefSeq and is a predicted model, not a curated record. NCBI's taxonomy places the organism in Eukaryota, Metazoa, Porifera, Homoscleromorpha, Homosclerophorida, Plakinidae. The transcript has a single exon.
UCCCAAAUACUUACUGAAAAGUGGACAUCAGUUAUCCUCCAAAUAGUAAAUGUCCACUCUUAGGAAGGUGCUAGCAAGUUUACAACAUGUGAACAUGAAGAGCUAAUAAGUGAGGAAUGUAACGAAAAAUACUGGCUAAAGCCUAACUCCGAUGCUCAUGAGGCCCUAAAAGAGGUUGUUUUAGACAAAAAAAUUACUGAAAGACAUAAAAAAGCUCACCAAGUUUUGUCACACAGGCAUGCUAGAAGUGUAUCACUCACUUGUCACAAAGUACUGUCGUAAAAGGCAGCAUUCUGUGUAUAAGGGCAUGACUGCAAGAAUCCAACUGGCUGCUCUGGACCAUAAUCAGAACAUUGGUCGAGAACAAGCAGCAACAAGUGAAGGAAUCACGAGGUAUGACGUAUUUCCUGAAGCUACUAAAGCCUGGGUAGCAAAGCCUAUAGCUGAGACAAAAUCAUAUGAAUACCUCCACAAAAUUUCAACGUCUGUGCUGAAGAGUAGAUCAAUGGAGCAGAAUCCCAUCAGACACCACAAAGCUAAAUCUCCACCAGUGGACUUAGCCACAAAUAUAGCUGGGCAUGAACAGCCUCCCAAAGAAGAGAUUAUAUGUCGAACUAGUACUCGAUUGCAUUAGAAGUACUCUGUCAGUUGUCUGUAUCAACUAUUUAUUUAUUUGCCAAUACAUCGCUGAGAAUCAUUAGCAUC